Brettanomyces nanus is the source of this 1401-nucleotide messenger RNA. RefSeq lists its product as uncharacterized. Bases 1 to 1401 code for a protein of 466 amino acids. Lineage: Eukaryota; Fungi; Ascomycota; Pichiomycetes; Pichiales; Pichiaceae. The record is from RefSeq and is a predicted model, not a curated record. Gene Ontology annotation, cellular component: nuclear pore nuclear basket; nuclear pore. The transcript has a single exon. Gene Ontology annotation, biological process: intracellular mRNA localization; poly(A)+ mRNA export from nucleus; NLS-bearing protein import into nucleus. Gene Ontology annotation, molecular function: structural constituent of nuclear pore.
AUGAUAAGACGAGAUAUAAACCCAGGAAAUCAACGGAAGCAGGGGAGAUCGUCUGGUGGAUUUUUCUCUCGCGUCGGCCGUAUAUUUUCCACUCCAUCAACAGUGUCUAAGGCUGAAUCGAAUACGAAACAAAAACAAAUAGUGGGCCCUUCAAUCGUUCGUCCAAGCAAAUCGUUUGCCAACACCUCUAUAAAUGCGGCCAGCAAUCUUUCUGCAGUCGACUUCACUAGUCUUUCGAACGUUAACACCACAUACAACAACAGAAAUCCUAAUGAUACUCUUGCAGAGUUCUUCAAGCGCAAAGGAGAUGCACCUCUUAGUGAAAUAGAAGUGGAGGGAGUGAUGUCAUUGAUUAACAAGAGUCAGCAAAUCAGCCAGGGUCAAAUUUUUCCCAAUCGGACAACCGUGGGCAUUCCUGCAGGUAAUAUGAGUACCAAUGCCACUAUGACAACCCAGAAUAACUCUUCAUUAAUACACGGAUUUAAUAACACGACUAUACUAAGGCCAUCACACGUGAAAACGCCUGUGAGUAUUCAUACCCCUUCAUAUAAACCCAAGACAAGGGUAAUCAGAAGACCCCACAGCCAAACUCGGAUAGUUAACUAUAGUGGGCAUAGAAAAAGACUGACAUCACCGCUUCUCAUGAAGCAGCAACAGCAAAAGCCUCCCUCUAAGAGAAGAAUUGUAAAUGGAGGUGUUAUAGAUCUUACCGAUUUAGGGGAUGAAGACGACUUAACGCAUAAGCCUACCAAUGGGUUUGUGGAGAUAAAAGUGGAGAGAAAAAGUGAAAGGACAUCUCAGAAAGAGCUGAGUAAAACCGCCAGUAAAGUGUUGGCGAUAUUGCGUGGUGAGCUCAGUGUUAGGUCACCAAAUUUGCCUUCUGUUGAAUCCAACACGAAGCCGGUGAUGAAAAUGAUUGGAAAUCCUAAAAGAAGUUUAGGAGAAGUCAAACUAGACAAAUCUGCUGCUAAACCGUUGCAAAUUACACUAAAAUCUCUUCCAGUUGCCAAACCAGUGCAACCGGUGGUGUCCUCCUUUUCUCAUCCAGCCAAAUCAUUUCAUUUCAGCUCGGACUUUUCCAAGAAAGACAGUAUUCAGAGAGCUCCUCCCUUGAAGCCCGUGGAAUCUCUGGAGUCUAUCGGAUCCGUCAAACCAGUCAAACUCGUCAAGUCUGUCGAUCGAAUUGAUCAAUUCGUCUUUCCAGACGUGACUUCCUCGAAUAGACGACUGCUAGAGCAUUUGGAGCCUAUAAAUGGAGCACAGUUGACCCCAAAAGAAGUUAUAGAGCGUUUCUCCUUCCCCGGUGUAGAAGAUGCGGAUUCUGCAACCGUGGCCGGUAUAAACGACAAUACCGUGCAGUUAUACCAAGAUGUAUUUGGUUUUUGCGGAGAUCCAGCAUAA